AUGACUUUCGGCGAAGCGAACGAGAAGUCGUUCAUGCACAGAGUCGGCUGCUCCGAGGAGGAGUCGUUCGCGAUCAUGAAUCGCGCCCUCGAAGCGGGGAUCAACUUCUUCGACACCGCCGACGUGUACGGACAAGACGGCUUGACCGAACGCGUGAUCGGCAAGUGGUUCGAGAAAGACAAACGACGCGACGACGUGGUGCUCGCCACGAAGUUCCGCUUCAAAAUGGGCGACGGCCCCAACUCGACCGGCGCAUCUCGCUACCGCAUUCGAAAGACGGUGGAGGACAGCCUUCGCCGCCUAAAAACCGACCGCAUCGAUCUCUACCAAAUCCACAUGCAGGACUUCGACACGCCGGAGGAAGAGACCCUUCGUGCACUCGACGAUCUCGUGCGGUCCGGCAAGGUGCUCUACAUCGGUGCGAGUAACUACGCCGCGUAUCGAUUGGUCGACAGCAUCUGGACGAGCCGCCGGGAGCGACUGGAACGCUUCGUCGCCCUGCAAGCGCAGUACAGCCUCGUCGUCCGCGAGCUGGAACGCGAACACGUUCCGGCGUGCGAACAGCACGGUCUAUCAAUCCUCCCAUGGUCACCGUUGGCCGGUGGUUUCCUGUCCGGGAAGUACAAGAAAGACGGCGCCUCGCCGGAAGGCUCGCGAUUGGAUGUCUGGAAGGAACGCCGCGAACGUUUCGACAACCCACGUAACUGGCGAAUUCUCGAUGCCGUCGAUGAUGUCGCGAAAAGCGUGGACGCAACGCCCGCACAGAUCGCCCUCGCCUGGCUGUUGAAGAAACGAACCGUCGCUUCGGUGAUUUUCGGCGCUCGCUCGAUCGCGCAACUCGAAGACAACCUUCGCGCUGCCGAGAUCAAUCUCGACGACGCCGCGAUGGAGAAACUCGAUACCGCGAGUUCGUACGAAGUUGGGUACCCGUACGACUUCAUGGGACGCGUUCAGUCCCGCUGGUAG
Messenger RNA from Nerophis lumbriciformis (worm pipefish), 966 nucleotides. The record is from RefSeq and is a predicted model, not a curated record. NCBI's taxonomy places the organism in Eukaryota, Metazoa, Chordata, Actinopteri, Syngnathiformes, Syngnathidae.